Molecule: messenger RNA, 1201 nt
Organism: Penaeus indicus
Lineage: Eukaryota; Metazoa; Arthropoda; Malacostraca; Decapoda; Penaeidae
Product: probable RNA-binding protein 19
Exons: 8
Molecular function (GO): RNA binding
Source: RefSeq, a predicted model, not a curated record
AAAACUGUCAAGUAUUGUUAAUAUAAUUUUUCUCUCCAGAUUUCUUGAAGAUAGUGGUAUCUCACUUGAUGCAUUCACAACAUCCAACAUCAAGAGAUCAAACACAGUCAUCCUUGUGAAGAAUCUUCCCGCAAAGACCACUGCCCAGGAACUGUCACAGCUUUUCUGUAGAUAUGGAGAGCUUGGAAGAGUUGUGCUACCUCCAGCAGGUGUUACAGGUGUCGUAGAAUACUUAGAUCCAAGUGAAGCAAGGAAGGGCUUCAAGAACCUUGCCUACUCCAAGUUCAAAUACUUGCCACUGUAUUUGGAAUGGGCACCCCUAAAUGUGUUCAAGUCAGAGUUCAGUGGCGUAGCCAUUAAACCUACCAGUAAUGACACAACUUCCACAGAGAGAGACAGUGAAGAUACAGAGGGGAAGAGCCAUGCUCAACCUGAAGGUCAGCCUGAACCAGACACAACCAUAUUUGUCAAGAAUCUAGACUUUGGUACAAAUGAAGAUGUCUUGAAGGAGUAUUUUGAGAAGAUUGGUCAAGUGCACUCUGUAGUGAUCGCCAAACGAAAUGGACUCUCUCAAGGCUAUGGGUUUGUACAGUUCAUGAAGAGGUCAGAUGCACAGAAAUCCAUCAGAAAUAUGCAGAACUCCGUACUAGAAGGUCACACCAUAGAGAUCAAGUUAUCGGAGAAAACAUUAGCUGUGAUGCCCAAGAGCAGACGUAUGAUUCAGAAAGCAGGGGAGCAAACGUCAUCCAAGAUUCUGGUCAAAAACAUUCCCUUCCAGGCCACUCAGAAGGAAGUGCGACAACUCUUUGCUACUUUCGGUGAGCUUAAAUUUGUGCGUCUGCCAAGCAAGAUGAACAGCCAGGAACAUCGAGGAUUUGGCUUUGUCGAGUUUGUCACGAGAGAAGAUGCCAAGAAAGCAUUUGAGGCUCUGAAGCUAAGUACCCAUUUGUACGAUAGACGUUUGGUACUGGAAUGGGCCAAAGAUGACGAGUCUGUGGAGGAACUCAGGAAAAGAACAGCAGAAAAGUUCUUAGCUUCAGGACCAGCAAGGAAGAGGACAAAAGUGGUGAUGGAUCCGGCAGCGGCACAUGAAAACUCGGAUGAAGAUUAGGCAUUUAUAUCGUAAUAAAAUUUGUCAGCAAUGGCAUGAGAUAUAUCCAAAUUGUAUAUUAUUUAUGGAAUAAAUAUAUGCAGUCAUCAA